GUGUGUGUGUGGGUGCGUCUGCGUACUGUGUACUGUAUCCACUGUGUACUGUCGCUGUCACUGUGCGUACUCGUGCGUUGCGCCCUGUUUCGUGUUUUGUACGGACAUCAGCUGGGAAAACUUUUCUUCUCUGGAGGUGCCGAAGACAGGGACGGGUCAUCAGAAAUAAGGUGAGACGCCCGUGCAGCCGCCCCUGGAGGAGCUGCUGUGCCGCCUGGAGAACGUGACAAGCCGACUGGAGCGGUCUGUGCGCGUCGUGGAGACGGCCGCGCUGUUCCCGGGCCAGAGCCUGGGCCACACUCCGGCACCGCAGUCGCCGCCGCAGCCGCACCAGCCGCACCAACCACCGGCCGCGUCGCCCGGCGCCCCGCCCCCGCGCACUGUGACUUUCGAUCUGCAAAACGGCACCAUGAGCAUCCAGGUGUAUUCGGACAUCGUGGCCGGGCCCCUAGCCGAAUACCUCGCCCUCUCCGCUCAAAUCGGAGGUGACGUGGCUGAGCAGUCCGGAUUCGUCAAAGAUGCCUUCCAGGCCCAGCUUCAGUUUUUGGGAGUUGCUGGCAGCCGGCCCAAGCCCACCAAUCAGAAUGAGAUUGUAACUCUGUUGCAACCCACUUCAAAACUUAUAAUGACAAUUCAGGAACAUAGGGAGAAGAAGCGACCAUCACCUCAAUUCAACCACCUUAGCACCAUCAGUGAAAGUAUUUCUGCCCUUGGGUGGGUCACUGUGAGCCCUACCCCAUCUCCAUUUGUCAAGGAGAUGAAGGAUGCCGGCAUGUUUUAUGGCAACCGUGUCCUCAAGGACUUCAAGGACAGGGACCGUCGCCACGUAGACUGGGUCAAUGCCUGGAUUCAGACUCUGGUGGAACUCCAGGACUUCGUGAAGAAACACCACACCACUGGGCUGGAGUGGCAGCCCAUGCGAGCAGGUGGUGCCCCUCCCCCUCCUCCGGCCGCUAUGCCCCCACCGCCCCCGGUCCUUCCCGAGGGAGACCUCUCAAACCUGGCACUUGACCCCUCUAAGGACAGGUCAGCACUGUUUGCUGAAAUUAACCAGGGACAGAAUAUCACUCGCAAUUUGAAGAAAGUCACCUCAGACAUGCAGACCCACAAGAACCCAAAUCUGCGCACUGGGCCUGCUCCAUUCAAGACUGCUGAGGGACCCAAGGGCACUGGAGGUGGAGCAGUUGCCCCUGCUGCUGACAAACCACCCUCAUUCACAAGGGAUGGAAAGAAGUGGCUUAUUGAAUACCAAAAAGGCAACAAGAAUCUUGUUGUUGAGGGCGCAGAGAUGAACAAUGUUGUGUACAUGUUCAAGUGUGUUGAUUCUACCUUGAUUGUGAAAGGCAAAAUUAAUUCUAUUGUGAUGGAUUCUUGCAAAAAGUCUGCAGUGGUGUUUGACUCCCUUGUGUCGUCUGUUGAAUUUGUCAACUGUCAAUCUGUUCAAAUGCAGGUCACUGGUGUGGUACCUACAAUUACUAUUGACAAAACUGAUGGCUGCCAGAUGUAUUUGAAUGACCAAUCACUGAAUGUGUCAAUUGUCAGUUCCAAAUCUUCAGAGAUGAAUGUCCUUAUCCCUACUGCUAACGGUGACUAUACUGAACAUGCCAUUCCUGAACAAUAUAAGACAACAGUUAGCAAGAGCGGACUGACCACUACUGUGGUUGAGAGUUUGGGUUAGACUGUGCACUCGCUGGCAGCUUGUGUCCUCUGCUCAUUUUGUGCACAAGACUUCCUUCGUUCCGUGUGUUUGGUCUGAUAACAAGAUGGUGCUGUGACAAUCAAGGAACGUUACUAUACGAUGCUGUGUGAAGUGUAAGAAUGUUUUCAUAGUGUUUACAGGAAGAAGCAAUUGUUUUCCUCCAACAUUUUAUAAUUGUUUUCUUUUCAAUCAGUAAUAAGUUUCCAGCUUUUGUUUAAUCAAACACUAGGUUUUCAGAUGUUACCCAUUUACAGUACUAUGUAUAAUUCAAUAACAAAUGAAUUGAAAAUUUUGUAGCAGCUCAAAAAU
Molecule: messenger RNA, 2008 nt
Organism: Thrips palmi
Lineage: Eukaryota; Metazoa; Arthropoda; Insecta; Thysanoptera; Thripidae
Gene: capt
Product: adenylyl cyclase-associated protein 1
Exons: 10
Coding region: 410-1678 (422 amino acids)
Biological process (GO): regulation of adenylate cyclase activity; cell morphogenesis; cytoskeleton organization
Cellular component (GO): cytoplasm
Molecular function (GO): actin binding; adenylate cyclase binding
Source: RefSeq, a predicted model, not a curated record